Lampris incognitus (smalleye Pacific opah) is the source of this 6543-nucleotide messenger RNA. RefSeq names its product coagulation factor VIII, procoagulant component (gene f8). The transcript is spliced from 27 exons. The record is from RefSeq and is a predicted model, not a curated record. NCBI's taxonomy places the organism in Eukaryota, Metazoa, Chordata, Actinopteri, Lampriformes, Lampridae. Gene Ontology annotation, molecular function: oxidoreductase activity; copper ion binding. The coding region runs from base 119 to 5080 and encodes 1653 amino acids.
CCCACUACCCCCCGCUAGUGCCACCAGAACCCAUUAAAUCGCUGAGCUCGGCCGGAGGAGACGGUCGUGUUUCUCGUCGUGUUACUACAGCGGACUCCAGCACGUGCACCGAGCCGCCAUGAGUGCGCUGCUUUUCUUUCUCCCGCCGCUCGUCUGCGCUCUGGCCGAGGCGCAGCCGUCCUCUGCCGCCGUGACGGAGUUCUACAUAGCCGCUGUGGAGAUCGGAUGGGACUACAUCCACCUGGACCACGAUGACCCUGCGUCUGACCAAAGGUGGAGGUCCAAAGAUGUUCCCCAAAAAUACAUCAAGGCUGUUUACAGGGAGUACACUGACUCCACCUAUACUGUUCCCAAGCCGAGGCCUGCAUGGGCAGGUAUUCAGGGUCCUGUGAUCCAUGCCCGGGCUGGUGACAAGGUGGUGGUCCACUUCAAAAACCUGGCCUCCCAGUCCUACAGCAUAGGUCCAGUAGGGGUGAGCUACUGGAAACAGUCCGAAGGAGCUGGGUAUGAUGACUCCACAGUGGGCCAGGAGAAGGAGGAUGACGCUGUGCCUCCUGGGGGAUACUAUGAGUAUGUGUGGGAUAUCAGCCCUAAAGACAGUCCCACGGCCGAUGACCCCGAGUGCCUGACAUAUUCCUACUCAUCCCAAGUGGACACGGUCCGAGACACCAACUCGGGACUCAUUGGAGUUCUGCUCAUCUGCAAAUCAAGUGCCUUCAGAGAGGACGGCCAGAGGAGGAGCCCAUACUUUGUGCUGCUGUUCGCUGUGUUUGAUGAGACCCACAGCUGGUAUGGCGAGAUCGGGGAGAGGAGGAGCAGGGAGAAGUUUAAGAAAAGCAGCAGAAGAAAAGACUAUCACACCAUCAACGGCUAUAUUGACUCUACCCUACCAGGUUUGACCUUGUGUAACGGUCGUGAUUAUGUGUUCUGGCAUCUGAUUGGAAUGGGCACAGCUCCGGAAAUCCAUUCCAUUCAAUUUCAGGAUCACACUCUCCAGGUGAUGGCUCAUCGCAAAGUGAACUUGGAGAUGACUCCUAUGACCUUCAUUACUGCAGAAAUGAAACCUGUCAAGCAAGGCCAAUUCCUCAUCAGCUGUCAGAUACAUGCCCACCAGCACGCUGGUAUGAACGCCAUGUUCACGGUGGAGGACUGCCCUAAGCCGGUCCCUCUGCCCGGGCCUGACCUACGUAAUGUCAAGCAUGAGGACUACGGUGAUUACGAAGGGGACUACGAUGAGGAAUACGCCAAUGGGGUCGAGGAUAACAUGUGGCACUAUCAGCCCAGGAAGUCACAUGUGGGAGCCAGGUCUGGCAGGGUUCAGCACAACUGGGUGCAUUACAUCGCUGCUGAGGAGAUUACCUGGGACUACGCUCCUCACUUGUCACCCACAGACAGUGAACUGCAAUCAGAAUACAUCCCCUCCGCUCCGCAUCGGCUGGGCUAUACGUAUAAAAAGGUGGUGUAUGUGGAGUACACAGACGACACUUUCACCCAAAGGAAAAACCCUGUCAUGACACUGAUGGGCCCACUUCUGAAAGGAGCGGUCCAUGACCAGUUCCAAAUUACUUUCAGGAACAUGGCCAGUCGCCCUUACAAUAUAUACCCCAAUGGCCUUGUAAGCAUCCAUCCACUAAAGCCAUCCACAAACGCAGAGGAAAGGGAUCUGCGUUCCAUGGGAGUGCCGCCUAACGGGACAUUUAGCUACAUGUGGAGGCUGACCACUGAAGACGGGCCCCUGGAGGGAGACCCCCAGUGCCUGACCCACCUGUACCAGAGCACCGUUCACCCAGAGAAGGACCUGGCCUCGGGACUAGUGGGCACCCUGCUCAUCUGCAAGUAUGAGGCCAUCGAUAUGAAGGGACGCCUGGUGGGCCCGGAUAAAGAGAGGAGCCUGAUGUUUGCUGUGUUCGACGAGAACAUCAGCUGGUACAUCGGAGAAAACAUUCAGCUGUACAGUCAGGACCCCUCCCAAAUCGACCACACCAAUCCUGACUUUUAUGACACCAAUGUUAUUUACAGUGUAAACGGCAUCAUGUUCAGCAGGCGCCAGUUUGUCAUGUGUCAGAGCGAUGUCACCUUCUGGCACGUGGCCAACGUGGGCACCCAGAGCCACUUCCUGUCCAUCUACUUCACAGGAAACCCCUUUAAAUACCACAACGUCUACCAGUCUGUCCUCACUCUCUUCCCAAUGACCAGCGAGACCGUUCCGAUGGAGGCAGAACUGAUCGGUGAGUGGGAGAUCAGUGCCUUCGACGGUAGCCUAAGGAGCCGUGGGAUGACCAUUCACUACUCAGUCCGGCCCUGUGACAACGGCGACCUCUUUUUGGUUGACAGUGAAGUUGACGACGGGGGGCUCGCAGACUAUCUUGACCAGAUAGUUCCCAUAGCACCAAGAGGCAGAAGGCCACAAAAUCGCACUGCAUCAGUUAGGUUGUGCAAGAAACCCCCCACCAAACAAAAUGCAACUGAAACAGCCAACAUCACUGGUAGCUUUGCUAAUGAUGUCACUGCAGGGUCCGGGACUGCAGAGCGAGAGUUAGAAUGUGAAGUGGAGGAGGUGGCGGGGACAUCAUCAUCACACGGGGACAAGGUCAGCACGUUCUCCAGCGGACAAAUUCCACUAGACAUCUUGGAUGAACUGGACCGAAAUGACGGGGAGCGGACAUCGUCUGUGGUCCAGGAUGGGGUUGAACCUGGGGGACAAGGGGGAGGGAGACGGAAACGACAGGUGGAUGAUGACAGCGUAGACAGAGAUGAGGAGGUUGGAGAAACAGACAGUGGAGAAGCUGGGAUAGAUGCAGUGGCAAGGGAAAAUAAUGGGCCCCUAGCGGAGCUUGCAGAGAGCGAUAAGAGCUUAAUGGAGAUAAAGUUGGAACCAUCUGAGACACAAAAACUAGAUCAAAAUCCAAGUCCGCAAAACCACAAAGACUUUGACGUUCAACCACAAAUAAUCGAGUCUCCUUAUCUGGAUUAUUUUAACUUUACUGAUGACAACGAGACCACUCCAGGGAUUGCUCUGUCUUUUGAUUAUGAUGACUACAGCCAAGAGCAGAACGACACGUUAAACAUGUUUGGUCAGGAUGAUCUGGACCUGCGUUCCGGAGACACCAAAUAUCGCAGCUACUACAUCGCUGCAGAGGAAGUCAUCUGGGACUAUGGGAUCAGACUGCCACACCAAUUCAUCAGACCCAGGGACAUGCGGCGCGGGAUGAGGAAGUUCCUCCCACAGUAUAAGAAGGUGGUGUUCAGGGCGUACACGGACGAGACCUUCCUUAAGCCUGUAACCAGGGGAGAGCUGCAAGAACAUCUGGGAAUCAUGGGGCCGAUCGUCAGAGCCGAGAUAAAUGACCUCCUCACUGUGACCUUCAAGAACAUGGCCUCCAGGCCGUACUCUUUCCACCUCCAAGGAGUGUAUGACCGGAGUCAGGGUGCCAGCAUCAUCCAAACCCAGGCCUCCUUUGCACCCGCUGGGGUCCCGGGAGAGGCCGUGCCCCCCGGGGAGACCCAGGUCUACAACUGGAGAAUAGCAAGGACACAAGGACCCACCAGUAAAGAGUUUGACUGCAAAGCUGGUGCCUACUACUCCACCGUGGACAAGGAGAGGGACAUUCACUCCGGUCUGAUCGGUCCCCUGGUCAUCUGUAAAGCCGGGACCCUCAACUGGCGUCUGAACCUGCAGCCUGACAUCCAGGAGUAUUGCCUGCUCUUUCAUACGUUUGACGAAACCAAAAGCUGGUAUAUAGAGGAGAACCUGCAGCAGUACUGCACCCCACCCUGCCACGCCAACCCCAAAGACCCCUUGUAUCAAACCACCAACAAGUUUGCAGCAAUAAAUGGGUACGUGUCGGAGACACUUGCUGGUCUUCAGGUUGCUCAGCACCAAGUGGUCCGGUGGCACCUCCUAAAUGUGGGGAGCGACAAGGAGUACCAUGCCGUGCACUUCCACGGCUUGCCGUUCAGCAUUCAGAAUGAACUAGAACAUCGAAUGGGGGUCUACAACCUCUACCCUGGUGUGUUUGGCACGGUGGAGAUGAGACCGUCCACGGUGGGCACCUGGUUGGUGGAGUGCACUGUGGGAGAGCACCAGCUGGCUGGCAUGAGGGCCAAACUACUGGUCUACAAUCCACGAUGUGUUUUGCCUCUGGGCAUGCAGUCGGGAAGGAUCAAGGAUUCCCAGAUUACUGCAUCGGAUCACAUCGGUAACUGGGAGCCAAGACUAGCUAGGCUGGAGCUGUCCGGUUCUAUCAAUGCCUGGAUGGGCAGAAACAGGAAGCCAUGGAUCCAGGUGGACCUCGAGAAGCCCACCCUGGUGCAUGGAAUCCAGACCCAGGGAGCCAGGGUCACGCUACGAGACCGUUUCAUCACCCACUUCACCAUCUCCUACAGCCUGGACAUGCUGAGCUGGAAAACCUAUCGAGCCAACAGCACCAGGCAGGCCUAUGUAAUCUUUAAUGGAAACAUGGACGGGUCCAGGGUGAAAGAGAACCGGCUUAUUCCACCAAUCGUGGGUCGCUACAUCAGGAUUCACCCAUUGAACAGCGGCAAAAAAUCUGCCCUUCGGCUUGAGCUGCUGGGCUGUGACCUCAACAGCUGCUCUCUCCCUUUUGGACUCCAGAGAAGACUCAUGAUUCCUGAUAGCAGAUUUGAUGCCUCCUCCCACCUGAAGACAUGGCUUCACGAGUGGAGUGCCUCCCUCGCCCGCCUACACCAGGAAGGACGCUCCAAUGCCUGGAGGCCCAAGAACAACAAUCCCCAUGAGUGGCUCCAGGUGGAUUUGGGGAAAAUACGCCGCAUCACAGGAGUGGUGACGCAGGGCGCGUGGUCGGUGCUGACUCAGAUGAUGGUUACGGAGUUCUCCAUCACCAUCAGUGAUGACGGACACUCCUGGAGCAGCGUACUAGAGGAAGAAUCACAGAGAGAGAAGAUCUUUACUGGAAAUAGUGACCCAGAUGAUGAGGCCUUCAACCUGUUUGAUCCUCCUCUGUUUGGACGCUACCUCCGUAUCCAUCCGCGGGGAUGGAUGAAUGACAUCGCCCUGCGUCUGGAGGUUCUGGGCUGUGAAACACUGCAGCGCCUCUGAGACCAACGGGCCAUGUGGCGCAGCUCUGAAAUCAGGCCGAACAAGACAUGGAAUGUGGAAUAUUUUUUUUUUGUAUCUAAAGGAUAUUUAACACAAGCUUUUGGAAAUGAAUAUCAUCACUACAAGGAGCAAUGUAGCUGGCUCCAUAUGUACUCUGUGGUGUCGUUUCUUUUUCCCUGUUGUACGUUUUAGAGGUUUUUACAUGUUGAAGAACCAGUCCAUUGAAAAUCACGUUUUCCAAUCUCGUAUUUUUUGACAGAUGGUUUGUUCAUGUAAAGUUACCCUAAAUGUAAGAACUCCUGUUGUGAAAAUCUGACUAAAGCCCCUCUAGAAACUUUCCUGGUUGUCAGCAUAAUCAAACUGUUUCAGAAAAAAAGUCCACUUCUGGUAUCCUCAUACCCUGAUUUGAUUGGACAGUCAACAAAUAGACGGGUUUCCUGUUUACAAACAUUACUGGGUGCGUGCGCAGCCAGGAGGCAAAACCACUUUGGUAGCACUCAAAAGAUUAAGAGAUGCAUAAUCUUUUGAGAGCUACCAAAGUGGUUCAACAAUGAAAAUGUUCAACAUUCCAAAGCUUUGGAAAGUUGAACAUUUUCCACCCAUCCUUUUGGCAGUUUGUGCAGUUUAUUGCACCACAACUGCGUGUCAUCUCUGCUGUAUCUGAGCUCUAUCUUGGUUAAAAUCUCUGUGCUGGAGCUGCUUUCUGCCCCCUAGCUGUGCACGCAUCUCUGUUAUGACGUUGCACGGAAACCCUCCUAUUGUCAUCACUGUGAGUUGCUAGCUACCUACUGUCAGCUAGCUAACAGUAGGUAGCUAGCUAGCGGACAGUUGGUAGCUAGCUAAUAGUAGCCACGCCCACGCAACCUCCUGAGAAUUGGCUGUGUUCAGGGAGAGUGUGCUGAAACAAUUCUUACAAAUCAAAUGGGAUACUUUUGAAACUGGAAAGAAAAUGACAUCCCUAACUUAAAUAUUCCACAUUAAAUAUUUUCUGACUAAUGUGAAAUUAUUGAACUGGAUCUUUAAACACAUAUGGCUAAUAUGUAAUAUAUAAACUCUUAAAUUGUAUAUCAGGGAACUUUUUGGCCGCAGUAUUGUUUCCUUGUUGAAUCACAAAGGCUUUUUUUUCACAUUGUGGAAUUGAAUCUUUAUAUCGCUCUCCACCCAGAAAGAAUGUAUGAUUUUUUUCCCCUUUUGACAGGAAAGAGUAAAUGUCAUGUUUUAAUGGAGGAAAGUCUGCUUACAGUGGCCAUAUAAAACAGCUGAUCCACUGUAUUUCCUUUACCAAGUCUUGUUAAACCCCCCCGACAGAACAGACCUUUCCAAAUGUGACCGUUUGUAAAUAUUCAGUUUUGUCUCUUUGAUGGAUGUAUAGAGUUUGAAAGAUUAUUGUGUCAUUGAGAGAGUUUGUUACUUUUUAUUGCUGGUUUGUUGUAAUUUUAAUAAACUUUGAAUUCUGUAACGUU